Molecule: messenger RNA, 1557 nt
Organism: Babesia ovata
Lineage: Eukaryota; Apicomplexa; Aconoidasida; Piroplasmida; Babesiidae
Product: WD G-beta repeat protein
Exons: 6
Coding region: 1-1557 (518 amino acids)
Biological process (GO): mRNA export from nucleus
Cellular component (GO): THO complex part of transcription export complex
Molecular function (GO): protein binding
Source: RefSeq, a predicted model, not a curated record
AUGAGUAAUCGGUCGAUGCAUAUCGCCGUUGGCGAUACUGCUCCUUCCAUGACGGUGGAGCAGUUUCUGAUGCGUCGCGUGAUGUCGACUCAUCUGCUCAACCAGCGUCUGUUUUCGAACCCGGCGGCGAAGAAGACGCCUGCUGACAUGCCGAACAUAAUCAGACCGCAACCGAUGCCCUCGGACGCGCUGCGGCUUAGGUCGAAGGUGAAGGACCUGUGCUACAACUGCGACGGCUCCCGGCUUUACGUGGCGUCACGUGACACACUCACCGUGCUGGAAACCGAGGGACUCACGGCUCACUGCACGCACUAUGCGAGGUGUACGCGUGUCCUGGUGCAUCCGAAGGACCCGGAAAUAUUCGCUUUGCUGCUGAUGGAGGGAGGCGAGAUCCCUCGUGCCUGCGUGAAGAUAUUUUCGCUGCCGGAGAACCCCGGAGCCGAGCCCAAGCUAAAGUGCACCAUCUGGAGCGGUUUCGAUCAACCGUGGUACGCAGGAGCGUGGUCAUUGGACGGCAACACAAUCGCACUGAUCGACCGUGGCGACCGCCUGCAGUGCGUGGACGUCUCCACGUUCGCCGACUGCGAGCUGCCGCCUUCUUCCGCGAUCUCGCUGGCUACCGAGGUAUACGGCGUUCUGUACACUUCCGACGCUUUGGUCUUGCAGAAGGUCGACGGGCGCAUCGACAUUCUGUCGUCUGACCUGACGGUGCGUGCGUCCGAGCAGGCGCACUCCCACAUCGUGAUGGCUAGUGCGUACAACAGCACUCUUGAUCUGAUGGCUACAGGAGGAAGCGACCACACGGUGCAAGUGUUUUCGUGCGCGGAUGACUACACCUGCAUUGGCACCUUCCCAGGCCUGGAAGGCAAGGUCAGCAGCCUGAGCUUCUCCCAAGACGGUGUGCUUCUAGCCUGGGGGACCAAGGACACGCUGUACGUCAGCGGCGACAACUCCAGCCUAUCGGACACAGCACCUACUGGAGAUGAAUACUACCUGACGGUGGCGGGUACGGAUCCUUGCGAGGUUUAUGUUCAGGUUCGCAUGCCAGUGGCGGUGACCCACGUCCAGUUUUCUCCCUGCGGUUACUUCAUCGCGUAUGCGUGCGACUUCGACACGAUGCCCAAGCAAACUGGCUCCACUGGUGCAGUUGGAAUCCUUCCUGCCUUCCGCAAUGACAGUUGUGUUAGGGGCCCUGAUGACGUCUUGACGGUAUCUCCCGAAGUGGAUGCACGAGCAGAGUCGUCUGCACUGUCUAAUGUCAUCAGUUCCGCCCCUCGACCUCUCAGUGUCGUUGUGCUUUCGGACUCUCCCGGUGAGCUUGAGAAACUGCGUUCCGAUGUGGAGAGCGUGUUGCGUCUAACGCGCGAAAGACAAGUGGAUGCUCGGGAUCUCGGCGUGACUCCACCGGAGAUCUCUGUGAAGCCACCCAAGAGUUCACCUCAGCCGGACACCACCUCCAGAUUGCACAUAAUAUCUGUACAUUACCAGCGUUACACGAGCAACAUCCCGACGCUGUUGAUGUAUCUGCUGGCUGUUCCACAUGCAUGCAAGUUGUGA